AUGGUUGCUCUCACCCGCCGGAGCGUGGCGCUCUUGGCGAUUGCCGCUAGCGCAACUGCUGCUUUGGCUGCUGAAGGACCGGCGGAGGAAAAUGUACAACUUGUCGCCGAGUCUCCAGAUGGACAACAACCGGCUCAAACCACCCCACUUCAGACCCGCAUCAGUCCCGCUGCAGCGGGAGGCGCGGCUGUUGGGGUAGCGUUGUUGCUUGCAGUCGUCUAUUUCGGUUUCCAAGUUCUGGGCGCAAAGAUCGUCCAAACAGAUGCAAAUACGGCUGGCAAAAAGGUCGCCGAAGAAGUGUUGUAUUGCACGGAUAAGUUCACUCUAAGCACUCCCGGUUACAGUGCUUUCUUGACUCUUACCUUCGAGGGCAAGUCCGCCGAAGUAGUCAAAGGACUUAAAGACGAAGAGAAGCAAACUAAGCUAGAAGUUCUGAGCGGACAACUGCAGGAGUUCCUGAACAGCUUGCAGAAGGACGGUACUUACCCUGUAGAACUUUUCUUCGGUGAUGAAAAAGUUACUGUUUCCGUUGAUAUACGGUUCACAGAGGAAACCACAACGAGCACUGCUGCUCCUGCCGCUCCUGCCGCUCCUGCCGUUCCUGCCGAGACUUCGUAA
Eimeria mitis is the source of this 618-nucleotide messenger RNA. RefSeq lists its product as uncharacterized. The transcript is spliced from 5 exons. NCBI's taxonomy places the organism in Eukaryota, Apicomplexa, Conoidasida, Eucoccidiorida, Eimeriidae. Bases 1 to 618 code for a protein of 205 amino acids. The record is from RefSeq and is a predicted model, not a curated record.